Molecule: messenger RNA, 230 nt
Organism: Ilex paraguariensis (yerba mate)
Lineage: Eukaryota; Viridiplantae; Streptophyta; Magnoliopsida; Aquifoliales; Aquifoliaceae
Source: the annotation of a GenBank genome assembly
CCUUGAAGAUAUGCACCCCUCUUCUAGCAGCUCCGGCGAUUGCUAGGUUCCCAGUGGGUAGGAUUGCUAGGUUCUUGAAGGCUGGCAAGUAUGCCAAGCGUGUCGGUGCCGGAGCUCCAGUCUACCUCUCUGCCGUCCUUGAAUACCUCUCUGCUGAAGUAUUAGAGUUGACUGGGAAUGCACAAGAAUCGCAUAGUGCCAAGGCACAUUCAGCUUGCAGUGAGGAAUGA